GCAAGUAAACCGAAUUCCAUAUCGCGUACGGACGAGAAACAUAUAUACACUCAUAGACCCUCUUUGCAAUUCAAUCUUACGUCUUCAGAGCUAUUCUUCGUCUUCAAUAACCAUGGUGCUCGAGGCAACUAUUAUCUGCAUCGACAAUUCGGAGUGGAUGCGGAACGGCGAUUACUCGCCCAAUAGGUUUCAAGCUCAAUCUGAUGCCGUUAAUCUCAUCUGUGGUGCAAAAACCCAGUCUAAUCCGGAGAAUACAGUGGGGGUACUGACGAUGGCUGGUAAAGGGGUUCGUGUUUUAGUGACUCCUACCAGUGAUCUCGGAAAAAUCUUAGCUUGCACGCACGGGUUAGAAAUAGGUGGUGAAAUGAAUUUGGCAGCUGGAAUUCAGGUGGCCCAACUGGCUCUCAAGCAUCGCCAAAACAAAAAUCAGCAACAGAGGAUUAUUGUUUUUGCUGGAAGCCCUGUUAACUAUGACAAGAAGGUGUUGGAGAUGAUAGGGAGAAAGUUAAAAAAGAACAGUGUAUCUCUGGAUGUUGUUAAUUUUGGUGAAGAUGAUGAAGGGAAAACUGAGAAGCUUGAGGCACUGGUUGCUGCAGUCAACAACAACAAUAGCAGUCACAUUGUUCAUGUUCCUCCUGGUCCUAAUGCUCUUUCAGAUGUGCUAAUAAGUACUCCUAUCUUUACCGGUGAUGAGGAAGGAGGAAGUGGUUUUGCUGCAGCAGCUGCGGCAGCUUCAGCUGGUGGAUUAUCUGGCUUUGAAUUUGGUGUCGAUCCCAACUUGGAUCCUGAACUUGCCCUGGCACUUCGAGUUUCAAUGGAAGAAGAAAGAGCAAGACAAGAAGCAGCUGCAAAGAGGGCUGCUGAAGAAACUACAGAACCAGAGAAAGGAGAAAACCAGCCUGCUAUCCAAGAUGUUGGCAUGACAGAAAAUGUUGCUGCUGGAAGAUCUGAAUCUGAAAGCAAGGCUUCUGAUCUAAUGGAUGAUGAAAAUGCCUUGUUGGAGCAGGCACUAGCUAUGUCUAUGGAUGUUACUUCUAGCGAUACCACACGAGACAUUAACAUGCCAGAAGCAGCUUCAGAUGAAGAAUUGGCAAUUGCCCUUAAAUUGUCUUUGCAAGACGAUGAAAGUGACCAGUCAAAUCCUACUGAUAUGAGCAAGUUGUUGACCGAUCAGUCCUACAUGUCUUCUGUUCUUGCUUCCCUUCCAGGUGUUGAUCCUAAUGAUCCAGCAGUUAGAGAUUUGCUAGCUUCCAUGCAAAGCCAGUCUGAGCCCCAGGAGAAGAAGGAUGAGGAUAACGCAUCUAAAGAGGACAAAAACUGAUUGCGUCCAUCAUGGUUAUAUCAGGAUCAAGUAUAUUGCAGCAUGCUGAUCAUAUUAUAUUUGCUUCUGGGAAUGCAAACCAAUUCUGUGGUGUGUUGAACUCGGUUUCAGAAUGCUGAUGAAAAUUUAUUU
Messenger RNA from Ipomoea nil (Japanese morning glory), 1453 nucleotides. RefSeq names its product 26S proteasome non-ATPase regulatory subunit 4 homolog. Gene Ontology annotation, biological process: proteasome-mediated ubiquitin-dependent protein catabolic process. Gene Ontology annotation, cellular component: nucleus; proteasome regulatory particle, base subcomplex; cytosol. The transcript is spliced from 11 exons. The record is from RefSeq and is a predicted model, not a curated record. Gene Ontology annotation, molecular function: polyubiquitin modification-dependent protein binding. The coding region runs from base 113 to 1321 and encodes 402 amino acids. Lineage: Eukaryota; Viridiplantae; Streptophyta; Magnoliopsida; Solanales; Convolvulaceae.